Messenger RNA from Ostrea edulis (European flat oyster), 1323 nucleotides. RefSeq names its product arrestin domain-containing protein 1-like. The record is from RefSeq and is a predicted model, not a curated record. Gene Ontology annotation, biological process: protein transport. The coding region runs from base 262 to 1230 and encodes 322 amino acids. Gene Ontology annotation, cellular component: cytoplasm. Lineage: Eukaryota; Metazoa; Mollusca; Bivalvia; Ostreida; Ostreidae. The transcript has 8 exons.
CCUCAGCAGACGGUGGAGACGAUCAUUUAAACUAAACUGUUCGAUCUGGGAGAAGCCAUGGAUCGAGUAACCGCACGAUAUUGAUCCACUGAGCAUUUGAUUAUUACGGAGCAGACAUUUCCAGAUUCCAAAUAUCCUUGUCUUUAUCCUGAUCCAUCGUCAAGGCGACCGCUUUGUAGUUACCAUGAAAACACUACGGGCUUUAUUUAACAAAUUAAGAAGACAGAGUGUGUGAAAUCUUGCAUGUUAUAACCCUCUAAAAUGAUAAACAUAAAAGGUCAAAUUGAAGGGUACGAUAAGGCGCGAGUUGGUAUCAUAUUCGACCAUGAAGAGUUGCGGUCUGGUAUGAAAGUCAAAGGUCAUGUUCAAGUCAACUUGCAAGCUCCACUACAAGUCCACUAUGUCAAAAUCCGGUUCCAUGGUCUCGCGCAGACGCACACAGCCGUUCACUCCACGGACUACAGUCAUGGUCUGGGCUACAACAACGAGGACGGGGAUAAGGAAGUCUACCUCAAUGAGCUGCUGACUCUCUAUGAAGCGGGUCCAGAUGAUGAAGGGACUGUGGACGCGGGAAACCAUACCUAUCCAUUUGAAGUGGAUUUUCCGGAGAAUAUGCCGUCUUCAUUUUCAGAACACAACGGAAUGGGUCACGUGAUCUAUCACUGCCAUGUCCAAAUUGGACGGCGAUACGCGUAUGGUCCUGACAUUUCAAAAACCAAGUGGUUUGAUGUUUACAAUCCCCUUAAUCUGCAAACUGUGCCAGAUGCUCUGGUUCCAUUGGAAGUUAGGCGAGAAUGCAUGGCGCGGUCCUGCUGUUGUCAUCGUGGAUCCGUUGAAAUUCAACUUAAGUUACAGAAAUCUGGUUUUAUUCCUGGAGAAAGAAUAGGAUACGACAUUUAUGUAAAAAACAAUACCUCAUCAGAACUUAAAGAUAUGUCUACCACAAUCCAAAGGGUAGUGACCUACAUUGGACAUAACGGAAGUUUUAAGAGAACGGUGUCAGAGAGUAAAGUCUUCACUGUAGCAGAGAGGGUUUUAAGGCUUGGUGUUAAUGAAGAAGAUACCAUCAGCGGCUCCUCCAUGGGACAGCUGCCCGUUCUCCCACCUUCUGGUUUACCGGGCUGUAAAAUCAUCGACAUUAAUUACUUUGCUAAGGUUGAAAUUAAGUUUGGUUUGUGUGGAUGUGUUGAACUAGACGAUGCCAAAAUAUGGAUAGGAACUGAAUCAUGAACGCAAUCUCAUUCACCGUUUCACAUUUCCUUUUAAUUUAUCAAUCAAUUUAUACCUCUUCAAUUUUUAGCUAUUAAAAAAGUUUUAUCACAA